This is a messenger RNA of Mustela erminea (ermine), 1080 nucleotides long. Its product is annotated as capping protein, Arp2/3 and myosin-I linker protein 2-like. Bases 1 to 1080 code for a protein of 359 amino acids. The transcript has 3 exons. The record is from RefSeq and is a predicted model, not a curated record. Lineage: Eukaryota; Metazoa; Chordata; Mammalia; Carnivora; Mustelidae.
AUGUUGGGGGGAGAGACCAGGCCUCGGGCAGCUCCGCGCACUCAGAAGGCUACACUCGGAGACCUGUUGCAGCCACCAGCCCGUCCCAGCCGUGGUGAGGAGUCUGGUGGGGCUGAGGGGGGCACCAGUAGCCCUGACCCUGCCCGUAGGAGCCGGCCUCACUACACUCGGGAAAGCAAAGCCUAUUCCAUGAUACUCCUACCUGCUGAGGAGGAGGAGGAGGAAACCCUGGGUACUAGACCUGACAAGCGACGGCCCCUGGAGCGGGGGGAGACAGAGCUGGUCCCAUCCUUUGAACAGCGGGUACAAGUGAUGCUCCAGAGGAUUGGCAUGAGCAGAGGCAGCGGGAGUGCCGAAGGCAAGAGGAAGCAAAGCAAGGACCGAGAGAUCAAGAAGGCUGGCUCGGAUGGUGAUAUUACGGACAGCUCCGCCGAGGCCCCUCCCAUCUCGAUCAAGUCCCGCACCCACUCUGUGUCUGCUGACCCCUCGUGCACACCUAGUCCAGGAGGCCAAGGGCUUGAGUCUACUAGCUGGAAGACUUACUUCUGCCUCUGCUCAUGCCAAUCCUCUGGAGCAUCACUUGUACCCGCUGUUCAAAGGAUGGGACCAGCUCUGUCUCCCCCCGCUCCAGGGGCUGUCGCUUGGUCAGGGGCAGCAGCUGUAUGCAGAGCUCAGGGGCCGUGGUUGGAGCCAACAGGAUGGUCCUGGGCCCCCCCUCCUUGUCCCAGCCCCAGCCCGCAAAAAGCCAGCCCCUCCACAGACAGCCUGGGUCUCCUGGAGGACCCUUGCUUGGGCCCCAGGAAUGAAGAUGGCCAGCUGAGGCCGAGGCCUCUCUCAGCAGGGCGACGAGCAGUGUCUGUGCAUGAGGACCAGCUCCAGGCCCCUGUUGAACAGCCCCUGCGGCUACAGCGCUCCCCUGUCCUCAAGCGGAGACCAAAGCUUGAGGCACCUUCAUCUCCAAGCCUAGAAUCUGGCCUUGGAGCCCAACCUCUGCCCCCACAGUCUACAGAGCCCUCCAGCCCUGAGCCAAACCCACCCUCCCCAGCCACAGACCAAAAAGGCGGCGGCCCCAACCCCUGA